AUGGCUUCAUCAUCACGGGCUCUGACCCGGCUUGCCGGUCCCCAGCUUGCUCCCAGAGCACAAAUGCAGCUCCCGGCCGCCAGGGCCGCGUCGAGAAUCGCGAGCAUCACGACGACGUCAUCUGCGCGAAAAUUCGCUGCACCCUCAGCACGCCUCCCCAGAACACAGCAGAGCCAGAUAUUAUCGCGACAGUUCCGGAGGACGUACGCCGACUCUGCGCCCGCCGCCCCCGUCAAGAAGCGCAAGGUGCGCGUCUUCAGAUGGCUCUGGCGCCUGACCUACCUCUCCGUCCUCGGUUCCAUCGGCUACGUCGUCUACGACGGCUACGUUGCGCGCCACCCGGAGGACCAAUUCGUCCCGGACCCUAACAAGAAGACUCUGGUCAUCCUCGGUACCGGCUGGGGUUCCGUCGCCCUGCUGAAGAAGCUCGACACCGAGAACUACAACGUUGUCGUCAUCUCGCCGCGCAACUACUUCCUGUUCACUCCUCUGCUCCCCUCAUGCACCACUGGCCAGAUCGAGCACCGCUCCAUCAUGGAGCCUGUGCGACAGAUUCUCCGUCACAAGAAGGCCGCCGUCAAGUACUACGAAGCCGAGGCUACUCAGAUCGACCACGCCCGCAAGGUCAUCAAGAUUACCGAUAACAGUGAGAUCAAGGGCACCAUUACCGAGAACGAGGUCCCCUACGACAUGCUUGUCAUCGGUGUCGGAGCCGAGAACGCCACCUUUGGCAUCCCCGGUGUCCGCGACCACUCCUGCUUCCUGAAGGAGAUCCGUGACGCCCAGGCCAUCCGUACCAAGAUCAUGGACUGUGUCGAGACUGCCGCCUUCAAGGACCAGGCCACCGAGGAGAUCGACCGCCUACUGCACAUGGUUGUCGUCGGUGGUGGCCCCACUGGUGUUGAGUUCGCCGGCGAGCUGCGCGAUUUCUUCGACGACGACAUCAAGAAGCUGAUCCCCGACAUUGCUGACCGCUUCAAGGUGACCUUGAUCGAGGCCCUUCCCAACGUCCUGCCCAUGUUCAGCAAGCAGUUGAUCGACUACACCGAGAGCACUUUCAAGGAGGAGCACAUCGAGAUCAAGACCAAGACCAUGGUCAAGAAGGUCACCGACAAGAGCGUCGAGGCCGUCAUCACUCACCCUGAUGGCUCCAAGGAGACCGUCACCAUCCCCUACGGUCUGCUGGUCUGGGCUACUGGUAACGCUCUGCGCCCCAUCGUCAAGGAUCUCAUGUCUCAGAUUCCCGCCCAGAAGGACUCGAGACGCGGUCUCGCCGUGAACGAGUACAUGGUCGUCCAGGGCACCCGCGAUAUCUGGGCCGUCGGUGACUGCGCCGUGGCCGGCUACGCACCUACCGCACAGGUGGCUUCGCAAGAGGGAGCCUUCUUGGCUGGUCUUUUUAACAACAUGGCCAAGACUGAGGCCCUCGAGAACAAGAUCCGCGAGCUGAGCUCCAACUUGAACCUCAAGCCUGGUAACACCGCCGAGAUCACCCAGGAGAUCGAGACCGUCGAGAAGCGUCUUCGACGCACAAGGGACGUCAAGCCCUUCCACUACUCCCACCAGGGUAGCUUGGCCUACAUUGGCAGCGAGAAGGCUGUCGCUGAUGUCGCCUGGUUGAACGGCAACGUCGCUUCUGGCGGCAAAUUGACCUACUUCUUCUGGCGUAGCGCAUACCUCAGCAUGUGCUUCAGCACCCGAAACCGUGUCCUUGUCUCCCUGGACUGGAUCAAGGCCAAGAUCUACGGUCGUGAUGUCUCCCGUGAGUAA
This is a messenger RNA of Neoarthrinium moseri, 1770 nucleotides long. RefSeq lists its product as uncharacterized. The record is from RefSeq and is a predicted model, not a curated record. Gene Ontology annotation, molecular function: NADH dehydrogenase activity. The coding region runs from base 1 to 1770 and encodes 589 amino acids. The transcript is spliced from 3 exons. Lineage: Eukaryota; Fungi; Ascomycota; Sordariomycetes; Amphisphaeriales; Apiosporaceae.